AUGGCUGCCAACUCCAAGGACCCCAACAUCAAACUCUUGGUGUUCAACGGGAUCAAGAAAAGCUACCGCUUUUGGACCCAGAAGUUUACGAGCCGACCUGAGCCGAAGAUCAAGUUCGAAGACUGGCUGUACGGCGAGCCCCCAGUGUUACAUGGCGCGGACGAAUCUGAGCAACGGUGA
Molecule: messenger RNA, 180 nt
Organism: Aphanomyces astaci
Lineage: Eukaryota; Oomycota; Saprolegniomycetes; Saprolegniales; Verrucalvaceae
Exons: 2
Coding region: 1-180 (59 amino acids)
Source: RefSeq, a predicted model, not a curated record